Messenger RNA from Saccostrea cuccullata (small rock oyster), 1854 nucleotides. RefSeq lists its product as uncharacterized. Gene Ontology annotation, cellular component: nucleus. The transcript has 8 exons. The coding region runs from base 106 to 1035 and encodes 309 amino acids. The record is from RefSeq and is a predicted model, not a curated record. Lineage: Eukaryota; Metazoa; Mollusca; Bivalvia; Ostreida; Ostreidae. Gene Ontology annotation, molecular function: RNA binding.
CCGGAAGUGUGUCGGUCUCCAUUUCCCCGCGAGAAAAAUGGAGUAGAAUGCUGCAUCUAAAACUUCUGUGAAAGAAACAAUUAAGAAAAUUUUAGAGUGUGAAAAAUGAUGCCAAGAAUGAUGCGUCCAAGACCACCAGCUCCUAGACACGGUGGGCCCGGUCCAAUAGGCCCUGGACACAGAGCUCCAAGGGGAAUGGCUCCACAAAUGAGUACACAAAGUUAUAGUUCUGGGCCAGCUGCCAAUGUAGGAAGUGUGACAAAUGACCCCAAUACAGCCAGGUCCAGAGUUUUUGUAGGAAAUUUGAACACUAUUGCUCUUUCAAAGGAAGAUGUGGAAGGAAUCUUCAGUCGUUAUGGGAUUGUCACAGGACUUUCCAUGCAUAAGGGUUAUGCCUUUGUUCAAUACAGCAAUCAGCUGGAUGCUCGGCGAGCCUGUGGUGCUGAGGAUGGAAUGACUUAUGCAGGACAAGCUCUAGAUAUCAAUAUUGCCUCUGAGCCAAAGCACAGACCAAAUCAAAAGACAACACCCACUUCACAGACUUCCAGUGGUGCGUCACGUCUCCUCAGCACACAGAGUGGUCCUCCAGCCAAGAAGAUGAGGACAGACUCAGGAACGGGGGGCAUCAAGAGGACACUGGUGAAUCUUACCUCUGGAAACAGUUCUACCGCUCCAGCCAGCAAAACUAUUACUCAGCUUGCACAGGCUGCCAAAGAUGUAUUGAUUUGUGGUGUGUGUAAGACGUCAUUCAGCAGUCUCCAUAGUCUAGCCCAACACAAGAAGACGCCGUGUCGACUUAAGAUCUCCUGUCAGUGUCAGAGUACCCCUCCUCCAGAGUCCCCUGAGCCUUCCCAGCUGGUGUGUGCAACGUGUAAUGCUGAGUUUGCAGCGGCAUGGGAACUCUGUCAACAUGCACAACAAGAACAUAACCUCAGCAUAUACAAAGUGGAGGAAGAAACAGUUGAGGUUACUGUUAAAGAGGAGGUUGUACUGGUGGAUGGUGAGAGUAAUGAAGUGAGUGAGAAUGGUCAGUAAAUAUCAGGAAGCUACAACAGAGGAGUGGAUCCAAAGGACAGUAUGGGGCAUGUGACAACACACACUUUUCAUUUAACCCUCACUUUGUAACAUAUUUUCCCAUAAAUGGACAACUACAAUGUAUAAACUUUUUUCCUCAUUGUAUUUUCUUGUCUCUUUGCCUAUGAACUGUUUUUAUCAUUCAUUUAAAUGAUCAUGUUAUCAAUGACUCAUAAUGUGUACAGAACUGGUGUGUAACUUGCUCAUGUUUCUUUACAUUCAUUGAAAUUUUUAGCAAGAUGGAAUUGUUUUGCGUAUUGUGUCUUUUUUGUGAAUAAGCAUGUUCAUGAUCUGGUUUUUACUGUGGAAUCAUUCUUGUUAAGUUCAUCAUUUUUUGUCAGAGUUGUAACUCGAAAUUGCUUAUAAAAGGCUUACUGUUAGAUUAUUUGUUAUUCGAAAAAUAAGGUGUUCAUAUCAUGAAGUGUGGUAAUGAUCUUCAUAAAUUGAUGUUUUGCAAUUUGAAAAUAUUCAUGUUCCCUCGAUUACCUUAGUUAAUUGGAGUAUCAAUUCAUUGUAGAUCUUCCUGUAUACUUAAAAUUUGAAGAUAAAAAAUAACCCAGCCUCCAGUAGUAGAACUGAUAAUACUUUUUGUUAGAUUUGUUUCCUUUUUUUCGAAGAAACUUCAUAUUGCAGGAGUAUUAUGAUUUUUAUUGAAAGAAUAAUUAAAAGUAUUUUUAAUUUUUACGAAUUUCAUUUUCAGACAUGUUUUUCAGUAUUGUUUCGUAUAAAUUGAACUGGAUUGUACUUGUAAUUUUUUUGUCAAUAAAUUUUGGGCUGGUA